UUGGCACCGGAAGCGCAACAUUACAUCCGGGAUGUGAACGUCUCCGUCUGUUUAUAUUUUGAGGACCGCCUCAAAUUGAACAGCGCGAGACAGUUUGGUUCUUAAUAAACGUCCCACAAAACAACAACAACUGACAUCUAUGCCAGCUGGCCCCGCCGCUGCCUGUCACCAUGCCCGCCCUACUGGAGAGACCCAAGCUGUCUAACGCGAUGGCCAGAGCCCUCCACAAGCACAUCAUGAGAGAGAGGGAGCGCAAGAGACAAGAGGAGGAAGAAGUGGACAAAAUGAUGGAGCAAAAGAUGAAAGAGGAGGAAGAGAGGAAGCGGACAAAAGAAAUAGAGGAGAGGAUGUCUUUGGAGGAAACCAAAGAACAGGUAAUGAAAAUGGGGGAAAAACUUCAAGGACUCCAAGAAGAGAAACACCAGCUCUUCUUGCAACUCAAGAAGGUACUUCAUGAAGAGGAGAAGAGGCGCAGAAAGGAGCAGAGGUAUGAUAUCACAACCUUGACAUCGGCCAGCUACCAACCCAGCCUGCCCAUGCAUGCAGGGCAGCAUCUCCUCAGCAUUCAAGGCAGCCCAGUCAGCCACAGUCGACCUGGCGCGCUACUUGGAGAACGUAGUAAACAGCUGUUCCCAACUGCUGUGAUUCCAGCUCGUCACUAUCAAACUCCCGGGUUCAGCUCGGGCUCAGCAGAGCAUGGGCAGUUCAGCGGUAGCCAGGGGGUCCAUGAGUCCUACGGGGUGGCUCAGGUCCAGCAUCCCUCCACCUACGCCCCUGGACCAUCAGUACCUGUCAGUUUCGCAAGCAGUUCUCAGAUCAGAGGUGCUUCUGCAUUUCAGGCCAUGCAGUACCUCCCCCACCAGCAGCCUGGCUACCCUGUCCACAGUCACUUCACCUCCCAGCCUGGAUACAUUCCCGGAGCAGGGAUACCCCUCCAGAAGCAGCUGGAACAUGCCAACCAACAGUCCGGCUUUACCGACGCAGGUGUUUUGAGGCCGAUGCAUCCACCAUCCAUGCAUCCUUCUGCUCCGGGACUGCUGCCCACACCAUCGCUGGCAGUCCAGAUUUCCACUGCAAAGGUCCCGUUUCAGACCUCUCCCCAGGGUGCUCCUCGACACGGCUUCCUCCCCCACAGCCAAAGCGGGCAGAGGUUCUACCACCAUGGCAAGUAACUGGCCUUCAUCGUCACAGAGCUUCCCUCUCAAUUCUGGAGAACCUUUUGGACGAGUAAUCGACUUUUCCAGAUAAAGUAAUUUGGCUGGAUUAUGCCUUUUUAUUAUGAGUUGUUUUAUUUCAUGUACAGUAUCUUCUGUUUUUUUUUUUCUUCUGCUUUUUUUUAAAUAAGUGAUUCUCAGUUUUCAUGCUUUUUUUUUUUCUUUUUUUUUUUACAUAACCUAAAAUUAAGUUAAUUUAUAAAAUAGAUUAUUUUCACAGAAGCAAAAAGGAGAAACUAACAGGUGCUCUCAGAUGUGAAUACAAGGUGCUCUUGAAAUAAAAAAGUCAAGUGUAGACAAAGGGAAGCCUCUUUCAAGCUGUGCCCUGAGGAAGACCCCAGUUGUACUUUUGAACUUUGAUGUGUCCUAAACCUAAAACGGCAUUUAACCUUCAUAAUGGACUGCAGGUUUUCCUGAAGUAAAGCCAGAGGUUUCUUUUUGUCUACAGAUUAUUUGACCUACAUUGUACAGAUGUUCUGGAGGAGGAUGUUCACUAAAAUGUCAAUAUCUUGUAUAAAAGCCAGAAAUGUUUCUUUGUUUACUAACAUUCAUAAUUACAACAUCAGUUCCAUGACUCACUAAAAAGUAGGAGAAAAAAAACAGAAUAGAGGAAAAUAUUCAGCAAUACUUGGUAGUUGAAUUUACAGUUUGUAGAUUAAGUCUACAUGUUUUCCCCUAACGUGACGUUCCCACUGAACACUGUUACUGAAGGGCGUUGACCGAAGGAGUCCAUUUCACUGUGUUGUUGACUUUGAUCACAAUGGACCCAAUACGGCUUGUUACCACAAAUUAAAUCAAGAUGACCAUUUUUCUUCCAAAAUGAUGGAGGAUUUCCAGUGUUUUUUGCUGUUUUUAGAGCUUUUAUGUUGCUAAAUAAAAUAAGCAAAUGCCAAGCGCAA
Molecule: messenger RNA, 2113 nt
Organism: Cyclopterus lumpus (lumpfish)
Lineage: Eukaryota; Metazoa; Chordata; Actinopteri; Perciformes; Cyclopteridae
Gene: gps2
Product: G protein pathway suppressor 2
Exons: 11
Coding region: 171-1172 (333 amino acids)
Biological process (GO): regulation of transcription by RNA polymerase II
Cellular component (GO): transcription regulator complex
Molecular function (GO): transcription coregulator activity
Source: RefSeq, a predicted model, not a curated record